AUGGAUUCAAGGAACCAGCAAUAUGCCGUUGAUGACGAGAUCGCCACGUUCUUCACAAAAUCGUCUGUAACCCGCGAAGCAUGCGAUAGCCUAGCCAAGGAACUCGUCGGCGGCGACCACGUGACCCCGGUCGCGGUGCAGGGCGCAUGUUCGUAUACCGUCUACGCUGGGAGUGACCUGGGUCAUGUCGUUCAGUUUCGCUUUAGGUCCCUCUGGCUCAAGGUACAGACGGCAGUUCUUGCCCGGCGUAUAUUCGGGACCUUGGUACCUGACGUAUCCUUCAAGCAGCAGCUCGGCGACGAGUCCAUGCCUACGACUGGCCAAGAGCCGCUGCUCGUCUAUGUCAUGACUCGUAUGCGGGGGAUAAGCCGCUUGGACUUUGUGCUUGGACUUUGUGCUUGCACAUGGCUUCCCGGAAAACUCGCCGACCAACAAGGUCCGACGGAUGACCCUGAUCCGGGAUGUUGCAAGGCGGUCGACAAGGCCUACCGCGAUCACAUCGCCGAGACGUUUGAGAACGAAUUACAGAUUCUGUUGGUUGCCCUCCCCGACCGCUUCCGCCCUAUCAUCCACGCCACGUUGAGAGCUCUGCCGAGCAUUCUCGCGCUUCCCAUGGUCGUCCUCCACAAAGAUUUCGGGGACUGCAACAUCAUGGUGGAGGAGGAGUCUUGUCAUCUGGUUGGUGUCAUUGACUGGGCUGAGCCGGAGAUCGGCCCCUUUGGCACAAACCUCCAUUCUCUGCAAGAUUUGAUGAGCAAAUUGCACAUGAAGAAUGGGUGGAUCAGGUACGAGGACUACGAUGAUUUGGUGGCUUGUUUCUGGGAGACCUUGGGCAACGAGCUUGGCGGGUUGGAGGAGGACACUAUGAAGGCUAUUAAGGCGGCGCGAGUUUUGGGCUUAUUACGGUCUUGGGCCUUUACCAGCCGGCUUGCAAAUGAGCCCACCCCGGUGACUAUCAAAGACGACGAGAGCGGGCGGUACAGGAUGAUGAUUCUUGAAGGGUUGCUCCUGACCCCCGAGACACGAUUCGAGGGGCUGGAGGAGUGGAUUAGAGUAGAGGAGAAGCAGGGACUUUGA
Molecule: messenger RNA, 1077 nt
Organism: Chaetomium globosum CBS 148.51
Lineage: Eukaryota; Fungi; Ascomycota; Sordariomycetes; Sordariales; Chaetomiaceae
Exons: 2
Coding region: 1-1077 (358 amino acids)
Source: RefSeq, a predicted model, not a curated record